Molecule: messenger RNA, 1023 nt
Organism: Cryptococcus amylolentus CBS 6039
Lineage: Eukaryota; Fungi; Basidiomycota; Tremellomycetes; Tremellales; Cryptococcaceae
Exons: 4
Coding region: 1-1023 (340 amino acids)
Biological process (GO): DNA-templated DNA replication; double-strand break repair via break-induced replication
Cellular component (GO): GINS complex
Source: RefSeq, a predicted model, not a curated record
AUGUCCUUCUUCUCAGACGACGACACAUCCCCCCCUGCCAACUCUCGCCAUGCCUCUGGCUCUUCCCGCCAAGCCUCUACCGCCUCUCCUCUCCCCGCCGGCCAACGCGCUCGCUCGACCAGCACUUUCAACACGGAGGCUGCAUCUUCAAACAACGAACGAACACUGAGGGAGUCAUCCUUCGACGAAGAAGAGUUUUACAAGGAGAUUGGUAUCACGUCCGGAAUGCCCGAGUCGCCAGGGAGCGAAAGAGGGUCAAACAUAUUUACACCAUCUGCUGGGCGACGAUACGCACUUUCGUCUCCUGGAGGAACUCCUAGGAGAGCCCGCGAUGGUACCAUUGCCCACGAUCUCGGAUAUCAGCCACAAGGAGGUGUUGAUUGGGCAGCGAUAGAUGAAGAGACCGAUAUCGAAGAUAUGGACCUCGUCCGCAAGAUCGGGGUGGUCUGGACGCGUGAGAGAGGUACAGGGGAUAUCAUUCCCUGGGAGGGCGAGCUGGUCAACGACCUGAUGGACAGACUGGAGCAGCAGCAGAAAAUGUACACUGCGCUUCGGUCGGAUCCUCAGACAUCCGAAGAGGAACAUUUCAAGCUGGUGCUCGUGCAGACGGAAGUGGAGCGAGUCAAAUACUUGGUCAGGUCAUACGUGAGGACCAGGCUACACAAGAUCGAAAAGUUCGCACACCACAUCACCAUUUCCCCCGAGAUACACCACCUUCUAUCGCCUAUAGAGUUGUCACACGCCGAACGAUACACUGAGCUCCUGCACACCCAUUUUCAGCACUCAGUCCUUGAUAGUCUACCGGAAUCCUUUAGACGGCUGGACGAAAAUUUCCCCGAUGGUACUUCAAUGAUCACAAAGCCAAACACGGAGACGCCAGUGAUGGUCUACAUCCGUAAAGAUUGUGGCGAAGUCACUUUGGAAAGCGGCGAUCAAGCGCUCUUGUCGAAAGGGACGACACAUAUAGUAAAACAGAAUCUUGUUGAUCGCUGGGUAUCGCUCGGCUAUGCUGAGGUUCUGUAA